UCCUUGAUUCUUUCAGGUCGCGAAUCUCACUCCCCUGUUCACCUCUCCCAAUUCUCCGUCCUACUUAUCGAAAGACGUGGGAAACAUGGAUAUCUCAACACUCUUCGAUGUCAAAGACAAAGUCGUCCUCGUAACCGGCGGCGCCAAAGGCAUCGGCCGCAUGAUCUCCGAAGGUUUCGUACAGAACGGCGCUAGAGUAUACAUCGCAUCGCGAGACGCCGCAGCAUGCGAACAGGCUUGCAAAGAACUGAAUGCAAUCGGCAAAGGCGGGUACGCAGGGUUCAUUGCUGCAGAUUUCUACAAAGAGGAGGACCUAGAAAAGGUUAAGAAGGAAUUGGAAAAACGGGAAGGCAAACUCCAUGUCUUAAUCAACAACUCCGGUAGUAACUGGGGCGAAUCCUACGACACAUACCCCUCCCAAGCCUGGGACCGCGUCGUAACUCUCAACCUCAAACGCGUCUUCCAACUCACACAAACCCUCACUCCUCUCCUCUCCGCUGCCGCAUCCGCCUCCACCCCCUCACGCAUUAUAAACAUCGGGUCCAUAGAUGGUCUCCGCGUCCCCGCCCUCGAGACCUUCGCGUAUUCGUCGUCGAAAGCCGCGCUACACCAUCUCAGUCGCGUCCUCGCCAGCCAUCUGGGCAAAAGGCAUAUCACGAGUAACACGAUUGCGUGUGGCCCGUUCCAGAGUAAAAUGAUGAAGGCUACGCUGGAAAAGUUCAAAGAUCAGAUUGAGGGGGGGUUGCCGUUGGGACGGAUUGGGAGUCCUGAAGAUGUGGCGGGAACUUGUGUUUGGUUGAGUUCGAGAGCUGGGGCGUGGGUUACGGGGGCUACUAUUGCCUUGGAUGGAGGCAGUGUUGUUGGUGCUAAGCUGUAA
This is a messenger RNA of Periconia digitata, 877 nucleotides long. The record is from the annotation of a GenBank genome assembly. NCBI's taxonomy places the organism in Eukaryota, Fungi, Ascomycota, Dothideomycetes, Pleosporales, Periconiaceae.